Mycena citricolor is the source of this 1653-nucleotide messenger RNA. Lineage: Eukaryota; Fungi; Basidiomycota; Agaricomycetes; Agaricales; Mycenaceae. The record is from the annotation of a GenBank genome assembly.
AAACGGUAUCCUUCUGGAUGUCAGCCGCAACUGUUGGGAGCCUUUCCAUCCCACAUUCACAUUGAGUGUGUCGUGCUUUUUAGUGAUCGUUGCCCAGAGCUAUGUUACACUCUAGGCCGUAGUGUGUGUUUAUAUGUACGUUAUGGCAGGAUCGAGUUAUCGCUCCACCCAGUCAACUCACUCACAUGGCUUGUCACCAUGAUAUUCGCUAUGACCAGCUGCUGGCUUGCUUCACGUUUGCGCCGAUGGCCUCAAGUAGCCAGCUAUACCUUUUCUGCUGCAGGCGAUCUCGAUUAUUAAACCCCCGACUUAUGUGAUAGUUCACCGCGUGUAUGGUGAGAAGUAGAAGAUGUCUCCUUCCAACCGGACGUUGAGAAAUAUUAUCGUUCUUCGGUCAUCCCCAGCACGCAAGCACCUUCCUCCAGAGAAGAAAACUUGAGCAUGCAGUAGAUUUUUUUUUUCAGUUAUACCUGCACUCUUCAUCAUCCUCAACGAGGUGUCACUAGCAUCGGGUUGAAAUGUGUUCAGAAAUGGAUCAUAGCAAAUGAUCGCCGAUCACGCCGAAAAAAUGUCGCUCCCCACCACCAUCUCGGGAUUCACUGUCCUCCCGAUAUCGUACUCAAGCGACACAAAGCACUACAUCUACGCUCGAGCCCACGUCGGAUCCAAGAAACAUGCGUCCACAUCAAAACCAGUGCUUCCCGAAGGACGCACACUCUUCCUGGUCAACGUUCCGCCGGAUGCAACACAGCGCGACCUAGUCAAGCUCUUCUCCUCCAGCGGAACCGUCGAAAAAGUCGUAUUCGACCUGGAUGAUGCAUCGGCAACGGCCGAGAUUCUCGAUCCCGAUACCGACUCUGAGGGGGAGGACGCAGAUGCUGGGGAUACGGAGGCACCGCAAGCCGAUGAAAACGAAGACACCUCCGCCCCACGGAAACGACGAAAGCUCUCUAAACCCGAACGCCCGCCUCGAGUCACCCCGCUGCCGACCCGCCCCCUCCGGCAGCUGCGGCCUACCGGGCGCUCCGCGCACCUAGUGUUUCUCGACGCGUCGUCGCUCGCGCGCGCGCUGGAUCCGGCCGCCCCAAAAGGGAAAUCCUCCCGCACCUGGACAUGGCCUACGGCGGGAGGCGGCGCAGAUGCAGAUGCCGAGCCCUCCGGGCUGGCGCAUUACACUGCGCUGUACGACUCCCGUCGCCCGCCGCUCGACGCCGUGCGCGCGCACGCGGACAGCUACAUGGCGCUGUUCGAGUUCGAGCAGCGCCAGGCGCAGCGACAGAGCAAGUACCACAAGGGCGAGGCGAUCGUGGAUGAGGACGGAUUCACCCUUGUGACGCGCGGGGGUGCUUACGGCCAAACUCUCGGCGGUGGGGUCGCUGUCGCGAGCAAAAAGUUCCAGGAGACGGGCGAGACAACAACGAAUAGGAAGAAGAAGGAGAAAAAGGAGAAGGUCAACUUCUAUGCUUUCCAGAAGGCGGAAAAACAGCGUAAUGAACUGCUGGAACUGAAAAAGAACUGGGAGGCGGACAAGGCGAAGGUCGAGAAACUCAAAGCAUCGAGGAGGUUCAAGCCGUAUUAAACUAUGUACUGCACUGUGACCUGCGCACUGUGUGCUCGUUCUCAUGCUCGUGGUGGGAAAAAUCUAUCCCAAAC